Messenger RNA from Heterocephalus glaber (naked mole-rat), 2984 nucleotides. NCBI's taxonomy places the organism in Eukaryota, Metazoa, Chordata, Mammalia, Rodentia, Bathyergidae. The record is from RefSeq and is a predicted model, not a curated record.
UACUUGUUUCCGAGGCGACGGCUCCGGCAUCACUCCCUCCUGGUGGCUGGAGUUGGGACACUGGAAAGCAAUUUGGAGGACAGGAUACUUCUCGACGGCGGCCGCCGCCACAGCGACUCGUGGGGAGCAGUAAACGAAGACGGCCGCCACCACACUAGCCACUAUGUGUGGAAGAUAAGCGGCCGAUACCGUCAUCGCGGGGCCGAGUCCUGAGAAAGCGUUGAAGACCAAGGAUAUUUUCGUAGCGAGGACAGGGAAGGAAAACGUGAAGACGGCGACCGCCGCUGGAGGGUUUUCUCAGGAAAAUGGCCCAUGGGUGAACGUGAGUGAAGACCGCCGCCACAGCAGGGGCCUGGACUCAGCUCUGCUCACCAUGCCUGAGGUGGCCAAUUCGGGCCCCUCCACUUCCUCUAGGGAGACUGCAAAGUCGUGUUCCAGGAAGAAGGUGAGUCUCGGUAGCAUCCAUGAUGCAGUACGAGCCGGAGAUAUAAAACAGCUUUCAGAGAUGGUGGAACGUGGAGCCAGCAUUAAUGAAGUUGAUGUUCUCCAUAAGUUUACUCCUUUACACUGGGCAGCACAUUCUGGAAGUUUAGAGUGUCUUCAUUGGCUGCUCUGGCAUGGAGCUGAUAUCACACAAGUAACUACAAGAGGCUGGACAGCAGCUCACAUAGCUGCAAUCAGGGGUCAAGAUGCUUGUAUGCAGGCUCUUAUAAUCAAUGGAGCAAAUCUGGCAACUCAAGAUGAUCGUGGAUGUACUCCUGUACACCUUGCAGCAACUCAUGGUCAUUCUUUCACUUUACAAGUAAUGCUUCGAAGUGGAGUGGAUCCUAGUGUGACUGACAAGAGAGAAUGGAAGUCUGUACAUUAUGCAGCUUUUCAUGGGCGGCUUGGCUGCUUACAACUUCUCAUCAAAUGGGGAUGUGGUAUUGAAGAUGUGGACUACAAUGGAAAUCUUCCAGUUCACUUAGCAGCCAUGGAAGGCCACCUUCACUGUUUUAAAUUCCUACUCAGUAGAAUGAGCAAUGGCAUACAAGCUUUAAAAGCCUUUAAUGACAAUGGAGAAAAUGUUUUGGACCUGGCCCAGAGGUUCUUUAAGCAAAAUAUUUUACAGUUUAUCCAAGGGGCUGCAUGGGAAGGAAAUAACCCAGAAGAUCAGGAAAUUUUAGCAUUUCCAGGUCAUGUGGCUGCCUUUAAGGGUGAUUUGGAAAUGCUUAAGAAAUUAUUAGAAGAGGGCAUAAUCAGUUUUAACGAGCGUGACGAUAAUGGAUCAACUCCAAUGCAUAAAGCUGCGGAACAAGGCCACAUAGAAUGUUUGCAGUGGCUAAUUAAUAUGGGAGCAGACAAUAAUAUUACCAACAAAGCAGGAGAGAGACCCAGUGAUGUAGCUAAGAGAUUUGCCCAUUUGGCAGCAGUAAAACUAUUAGAAGGGGUGCAGAAAUAUGAUAUAGAUGAUGAAAAUGAAAUUGAUGAAAAUGAUAUGAAGUUUUUUGUAAGGCAUGGUGUCGAGGGAAGCACUGAUGCCAAGGAAGAUUUAUGUUUGAGUGAGUCGGAUAAAACAGAUGCCAGAAUGAGAGCUUAUAAGAAGAUUGUAGAAUUGAGACACUCCCUGGAAAUUGCUGAGAGCAACUACAAACAUUUGGGUGGGAUAACAGAAGAGGAUCUAAAGCAGAAGAAAGAACAACUUGAGUCUGAAAAGAUCAUCAAAGAGCUACAAGGCCAGCUAGAAUAUGAACGACUACGUAGAGAAAAAUUAGAAUGUCAACUAGAUGAGUAUCGAGCAGAAGUGGAUGACCUCAGAGAAACAAUAAAGAAAAUUCAGGUCCCUAACUUAGUGGCUACGGAAGAUGACUCAGGUGGCAGCACCGAGGACCAUGUGGGCCCUGGGACCUACCAGGUCCCACUCCUGAAGCAAAGGGCGGCAGAUGGCUAUGCACCAUUUCUUUCUUUGACUGCCAGAGAAAGUACUUUUACUGUUUUCUCCACUAUUGAAGAAGAUGUCCCAGGUCCAGGACACUAUAAUGUUUCAGAAGCACAGUGUAAUAUAAAAGGAGGCCAUAGUCUACAAAACUGAGAGAAGCGUUUUAAGAAGUUUAUUUCAGAUAACCCAGGACCUGCAAGUUAUGGACAGUCUUAUUGUGGAACACUAGAUAUCCUGAAGAGAAAAAUACUAGAAUCUAAAGAGCAUCUUCAAUCAAAAAUUUCAAGAAUACCUACUGUUACCAGAAAUGUAGAUAUUCCUUCAAUUCCUUCUUGUGGACAGUCAUAUGGUUAUCAUACUAAUGAAGAUGGCAGAAUUAUAAAAUGCUUUCCACCUGCAAAUGAUAGCACGCUAGGACCAGCAUACUACAAACCUCAAUUUGAUGUUUCCAUUGCAACUUUGAAAUACAAAGGUAUACAUUUUGGCAACACUUCAGGAAGAAAAGAGUUACCUAAAAAAUUAGGUCUUGGUCCUGGACAGUAUGAAAUAGUCAAGUAAGGAAGGAAAAGACAUUACAUUAUGACAAUAUUAAUAUCAAGAAAGAUCAACAGCAAGAGUAUUGCUCAAAUAUCCCACGAUUUUAUGAAGCAAUAGAAUUGCAAGAGGAAAAAAGUUGCCAGUUUUUCAGUGAAGUUCUUCAAAGAGGAAAAAACAUGUUUCAAGAGAGAUGAGAGGAAAGGAUUGAAUAAAAAGAAGUGGACAAAAUUAUGUGUGGGGAAAAGAGGCUGAAAAUACUUAUUGCUUAAACAAGGAUUCAGUAUAUUUUGGAGCACAUACUGUCUUCAAAUGUAACUGUAAACUAGUUUGUACUGUUAUAAUUGAUUUUUGUAUUCUAAAGUCAUAUUCAAGGUAAAUCUUAAGAACUAUGUAAAAUAAAUAAACCUACUUGGAAAAAAAACCCAAUGUAUAUAUGUAUAUGUAUCUUCUCAACAUAGUACUGUACUUAGUGAUGAAAAAUUCAGAGUAGAAUGCUUGUUUUUUUUUUUUUUGGUACCUGGGAUCAAAC